GAAGGAAGGAGGCUGUACACUGAUAAAUUAGUUCCUCGGUUUUCUGCAGAGGUUUUCACAGCAAGAGUCCGAGACCAGAGGGGGCGGAGCUAAGCUGCUGCUGAUGAUUCAUGAAUGAAGCUCUGCACUGAUUGGCUGAUGUGUCCUGAUUAGAAGCAGCGUCGGAGCAGAUUACUGUCUCUGUAAUGAUCCGUCUGCUGACCAGAGCGUCUGUAGAUUAUAAAUACAGCUGAUUGUUGUGAGCAGCUCAUUCAACCUGCUGUGGUCCUCUUCAUCAUCAUCAUCACCACUGCUGCUGCUUCAGGUGAAGAUUCUUCAUCAUGAGUCCAAAACAUGUCGUCUACAAGAAGGUUUCCAGAGACAAGUCGGUGGCCGUCUACAUGGCAAAGAGAGAUUUUGUGGAUCACUGUGACUUCGUUGAUCCAGUCGACGGCGUCAUCCUGAUCGAUCCGGUGCAGCUGAAGGGGAGGAAAGUCUACGUGAUGCUGUCGUGUACGUUCCGCUACGGCCGCCAGGACAUGGAUGUGAUGGGCGUGGCCUUCAGGAGGGAUCUGUUCGUGGUCACCCGGCAGGUUUAUCCUGAGCUGCAGGACAAAGAGAAGCUGACCCACAACAAGAUCCAGCAGAAGCUGCUGAGAAAGCUGGGAGACAACGCCUUUCCCUUCUUCUUCGAGUUUCCAGACAACCUUCCGUGUUCUGUGGCUCUGCAGCCUGGACCGUCUGACGUAGGGAAGAAAUGUGCCGUGGAGUUCGAGGUGAAGGCGUUCUGUGGAGAGAUCCAGGACGACAAGGUCGACAAACAGAGUUCUGUUCGUCUCAACAUCAGGAAGAUCCAGUUCAGUCCGGAGAGCAGUAAAGUUGUUCCAACAGCAGAAACCACCUUCGAGUUCCUGAUGUCUGAGAAACCUCUGCAUGUUAAACUGAGCCUCCCUAAAGAGACCUUCUAUCACGGUGAGCCGCUCAAAGCCAACGUUGAAAUCACCAACUCAUCCAGCAGGAACAUCAAAGACAUCAGUGUGUCAGUUGAGCAGGUGACCAACGUUGUUCUUUACUCCAACGACAAAUACGUCAAAUCUGUGGCCAAAGAAGAGACCAGCGACUCUGUGCCCUCCGGUACCAGCCUGAAGAAGGAGUACACCCUGUAUCCUCUGCUGGCUCAUAAUAAGGACCGAAGGGGACUCGCUCUGGACGGACGACUCAAACAUGAAGAUACCAACCUGGCUUCAUCCAGCAUUGUGAAACAGGAAGUGCUGAAGGAGGUUCAGGGGAUGUUGGUCUCCUAUAAGGUGGUGGUGAGGAUGAUCGCCUCAGGGAUGGUGGGAUCAAGUGAAGUGUCUCUGGAGGUUCCCUUCAGGCUGAUGAAUCCCAAACCUGAACCAGCUCCAGUCAAGGAGAGUGAACCAGAAGACAUGGUGUUUGAGGACUUUAAACGGGCCUAUCUGAAGGGAAUCGUCUACGGAGAUGACGACGAGUCGCCCACCGAGGCCUGAACUACAAAGAUGGCCAACAGGGCGGUCACCGUCCAGUUUGGUUCUUCAUCCUGCUCACCGUGGUUAUUUUUAGUGAGUGUUUCCUGUAGCUCCACCCUCAGGACAAAAUAAACCAUCCGGAUGAGUGUGGCUGUAAAGCACUCCGCAGCCUGGAGGGGGCGCUAGCAGGAAGCAACAUCAUUAACAGGUGUAACAAAACAACUCUGUCACCUAGAAAUGACCUUCAAAUUUAAAUAUACGGCUCCCUCUGAAAGAAAGUACCUCACUGAUUGUAGUACUUUUACUGUUAAUGAGGUAUUUUAAAUUAAGUACGUAAGUAGUCUGACUCACUGGAUGUAGACUUCAAGUACAAGACUCCCACUGGAAGUAUAUUUCAUACAGCUUUACCCCCACAGCAGAAUGAUAGUAAGGUGUAGCAGACCAUUCUACAUUAUAGCACGGUCAGACCAUUCUACAGCAUAGAAUAGUCAGACCAUUCUACAGUAUAGAAGGGUCAGAUCAUUCUACAAUAUAGAAUGGUCAGACCAUUCUACAGUAUAGAACGGUCAGAUCAUUCUACAGUAUAGAAUAGUCAGAUCAUCUACAGUAUAGAACGUCAGAUCAUUCUACAGUAUAGAACAGUCAGACCAUUCUACAGUAUUGAACAGUCAGACCAUUCUACAGUAUAGAAUAGUCAGAUCAUCUACAGUAUAGAACAGUCAGACCAUUCUGUACUGUCGAAUGGUCUGACUCUGAGACUAGUGAGUAGAGGAUGAGUAGUUUCUCCUCCGCUGACUCAGGUGGUGAGUAGUUGAACCAUUCUGCCAUCGAGAUUCCCAAACAUGUUACAGAACAAUUUAAAUUUAAUUUCAAUUUGCGUAAAGUUUUCAGAGUUCGGUGUGACUCUGACAGAAGGUGGUGAAGCUCAGCGCUCUGUGCCACAAAUAAAAUACUGUACGUCUUUUUGUUCUGAACAUGAAUUCAAACCCUCAUGUGGAAAAAUGAUGUCUUUGAAGCUAGCAACUUGUGACCCAGAUUUAGGUUUUAUUAUGAUGACACUGUCUAGUGGUAGAAGUAAAACAGGAAGUCUAUUUAUAGAGCCACAGAGUCUGUGUUGGGAGGAGGUUGGGGUUGAUGGAUGGGACAGCUUUAGAGACGACUGCGGUUGAUUUACAGAAAUACGAACAAGCCCAGUUGUUUUUCCUCUGCAAAAGAAUAACGUGAGGGGCGUCAGAUCAUUCUGUACUGUAGAAUGGUCUGACUAUGUGAGACGAGAUUAAUAUUUAUGGUUUCUGUUGAAGAGAAGUUGUUAAGUGAAUGUGAUGACUGAACAUAAAUAUCAGCUAAAGAUGGUUCUUGGUUCUGAAAACACUGUCGUCUCAAACUCAGAAAACGUCUUGACUUGAACGCAGCCUGUUUAUAUCCAUCGACCAAAACCACCAACACUGAGCAGCUUCUGUUGAGUCUGGACUGUUUCCACCCUCCAUCCAACCUGAGCUCCUCCUGCAGCUUAAUAAUGUGGAGUUUCACUUCAAACUCCUGCUGUCAAAAUAGCAGGUUUUUGAUUGGUUUUUAAUGCCACAUAUAAAGAAAAAAUUGAACACAGUAAUAAAGAUAUCCCUCAGAUUUGUCUGUAACCUCGUUUAUUGUGUGUUUUAUCUCUUUUUUGGCAUAUGACAAAUGACAUUUACGACAUUAUCAUGAGUGUAUUAUUAACUUUAAGGUGUUUCAGGAAGGCAGAGUUCAACAGUUUUUCUAUCAUCAGUUCUUCUGAUCAUCAUCCCUUAAUGAGCAGUUUGGUUUUAGAUGAAGAAAACGGUGAAAAUGUUUCAUUUGCAGGCCAGUCUGUGUUAUUGAGACUUAUGUAGAUGUCUGUAGUGGUAUUACAGUGUAAAAACUGCUUAAACUAUUAAUCUGUCUAAUAGACUGUUUACAGCUGAAAUGUGUUUGUAGGUUUAAUUAAAACCUGAUAGUUGAGUUUAUUACUGGUAGAAACCUCUUUAUGUUUCUGUCUCUUUACAUGAUGUUGUAGUCAGAAAUGUUUUUCUUACAGUUCAGCAACAACGAAUAAAAGAUUCUCUGAGGAUUUUACUGAA
Amphiprion ocellaris (clown anemonefish) is the source of this 3565-nucleotide messenger RNA. RefSeq names its product S-arrestin-like. Gene Ontology annotation, biological process: G protein-coupled receptor internalization; signal transduction. Gene Ontology annotation, cellular component: photoreceptor inner segment; photoreceptor outer segment. Gene Ontology annotation, molecular function: G protein-coupled receptor binding. The record is from RefSeq and is a predicted model, not a curated record. The transcript is spliced from 17 exons. Lineage: Eukaryota; Metazoa; Chordata; Actinopteri; Pomacentridae. The coding region runs from base 321 to 1490 and encodes 389 amino acids.